CUGCGGGGAAGGAGGCCGAGGAGGAGGGGAAGAUGGCCGCCGUCAUCGCCUCUCCUCAGGCCUGGUCUCUCCGUGUGAGGCGGGAAGGCGGCGGAUGGCGCAGAGAACGAGGCCGAGAGAGAGAGAGAGAGGGGACAUGAGACUUCUCUGGAGCCACCCCUGCCGUGAUGGGAAACGAACCAGCUUCUAGUCGAUAUUAAGGCAUUUGGAAACCAAAGUGAAGUAAGGAAACCAGUCCUCUAGGAAAAAGGAUUCCUCCCAAGGGGCUGAUUCUUCAGAAUUCCUACAUUCUCUUUGGAUUCUAGAGUAGAACCAUAGAGUCGGAAGAGACUGCAUGAGGCACCCAGUCCAGGCCUCUGCCGUGCAGGAAAAGCGCAAAGUACCCCUGACAGAUGAGCAUCUGGCCUCUGUUUAAAGGAUUCCAAAGGAGCCUCCACUACAUUUUGAGGCAGAGAGUUCCACCGCUGAACUACUCUUACAGUCAGGAAGUUCUUCUUAAUGUUCAGAUGGAAUCUACUUUCCUGUAAUUUGAACCCAGUGCUGUGAGUAAUCAGAAAUGGAAAAACAAGAAUCAAGUGUCCUUAUUGGAAUUAAAUGUACAUAGCACUGUUGACAUGGAGGAGAAAGCAUAUAAAUGUAUCGAAUGUGGAAAGAGCUUUAGUCAGCAUGGAAAGCUGAACAGACAUCAAAGGAUUCACACUGGGGAGAAAGCCUAUAACUGCCUGGAGUGUGGACACAGCUUUGCUCAUAGUUCAGGACUACGUUCACAUCAAAGGACUCACACUGGGGAGAAACCCUAUAAAUGCUUGGAGUGUGGACAGAGCUUUGCUCGUAGUUCAGGACUACGUUCACAUCAAAGAACUCACACUGGGGAGGAACCCUAUAACUGCCUGGAAUGUGGACAGAGCUUUGCUCAUAGUUCAGGACUACGUUCACAUCAAAGGACUCACACUGGGGAGAAACCCUAUAACUGCCUGGAGUGUGGACAGAGCUUCAGUGAUUGUUCAACUCUACGUUCACAUCAAAGGACCCACACUGGGGAGAAACCAUAUAACUGCCUGGAGUGUGGACAGAGCUUUACUCAGAGGGGACAUUUACGUUCACAUCAAAGGACUCACACUGGGGAGAAACCCUAUAAAUGCCUGGAGUGUGGACAGAGCUUCAUUCAGAGUUCAAGUCUACGUAACCAUCAAAGGACUCACACUGGGGAGAAACCCUAUAACUGCCUGGAGUGUGGACAGAGCUUCAGUGAUUAUUCAAAUCUACGUUCACAUCAAAGGACCCACACUGGGGAGAAACCAUAUAAAUGCCUGGAGUGUGGACACAGCUUUACCCAGAAGUUACACCUACGUUCCCAUCAAAGGACCCACACUGGGGAGAAACCCUAUACAUGCCUGGAGUGUGGACAGAGCUUUACUCAGAAGGGACACUUACGUUCCCAUCAAAGGACUCACACUGGGGAGAAACCCUAUACAUGCCGGGAGUGCGGACAGAGCUUUGCUCGGAGUGGAGCUCUACGUUUGCAUCAAAGGACCCACACUGGGGAGAAACCAUAUAAAUGCCUGGAGUGUGGACAGAGCUUUGCUCGGAGGGGAAACCUAAGUUCCCAUCAAAGGACUCACACUGGGGAGAAACCCUAUAAAUGCCUGGAGUGUGGGCAGAGCUUCAUUCAGAGUUCAAGUCUACGUAACCAUCAAAGGACUCACACUGGGGAGAAACCCUAUAACUGCCUGGAGUGUGAACAGAGCUUCAGUGAUUGUUCAAAUCUACGUUCACAUCAAAGGACCCACACUGGGGAGAAACCCUAUACAUGCCGGCAGUGUGGACAGAGCUUUGCUCGGAGUGGAGCUCUACGUUUGCAUCAAAGGACCCACACUGGGGAGAAACCCUAUAACUGCCUGGAGUGUGGACAGAGCUUUACUCAGAAGGGACACUUACGUUCCCAUCAAAGGACUCACACUGGGGAGAAACCCUAUACAUGCCGGCAGUGUGGACAGAACUUUGCUCGGAAUGGAAAUCUACGUUUGCAUCAAAGAACCCACAUUGGGGAGAAACAGUAGAAAUGCAUGGAGUGUGGACAGAGCUUUUCAUGAAAUAACAUUAUACAUAGACAUCAUAGACUUCACCCUGGAGAAAAUUGUGUUAAUCGACACCAGAGUGUCAUUCUAACACGUAGAAAAGCAACUCUUGCAAAUUUUGGAAAUGCAAGCUCGAAGUUGGGACAUUUCAUCACAUGUGGUGUACUGUGGAAAGAUUGAACUAAAACACCGUGUUCCCUCACCUAUCACGGGUGUUAGGUUCCAGGACCACCGCAAUAAGUGAAAAUCCAUGAAGUAGGGAUGCUACAUAUUUAUACAUUAUUUUAGUAUUUAUACAGUAUUUUAAGUCUUUAUCAACCAAUCGUGUAUUGAUCAAUUGCCUCCUUCUCCUCCCGUUGCCUCUUGGGCUCCUUUUCUCUCUCUUUGGCUUCUUCUUCCUCAGGCUGUAAAUUGUAAUUUUUUAUGAUUUAUAAUAUUUUUUUAGAGUUUAUUGAAAAACCGCAAAACAGCGAAUCCGCAAACAGUGAAACGCAAAGUAGUGAGGGAACUUUGUACGUUCUAUUCUGGAAGUAAUUAUAUUAUCUAAAGGGAGUAGAAUAAUGAGAAAUAAAAAUUAACAGAUAGAAUGAGGCUUUUAGUCACGUAUCCAUGUCUGUUAGUUCAGUUGUGUGUCUAUGUAGGUAACCCCCCCCCCCCCAGUUAUUGUGCUUUAGCAUCUUUAUAUUUUAAAUGUACUAAACAUGCCAAGUUGGUUUGUAACUGUGACCUUUAUUUCCUGUGCUGGUCUAUGAUGGAAAUAAAUUACUGGAUGUGAAA
Anolis carolinensis (green anole) is the source of this 2855-nucleotide messenger RNA. Its product is annotated as zinc finger protein 658B-like. Gene Ontology annotation, cellular component: nucleoplasm. The transcript is spliced from 2 exons. The record is from RefSeq and is a predicted model, not a curated record. Bases 615 to 2060 code for a protein of 481 amino acids. Gene Ontology annotation, biological process: regulation of transcription by RNA polymerase II. Lineage: Eukaryota; Metazoa; Chordata; Lepidosauria; Squamata; Anolidae. Gene Ontology annotation, molecular function: DNA-binding transcription repressor activity, RNA polymerase II-specific; RNA polymerase II cis-regulatory region sequence-specific DNA binding.